UAGUCUCAAUAUCACAUGCUCAGUUGCUCACCAUUAUCAACGUUACUACUUCCUCCCACUCCCAGACUCCCAUUGAAGCUAAUCCACCCUAAUUCUCACCCCAUCUAAAAAAAAUGGCUGCUUUAAUUCACACUCUUGCUGCAAUUAAAUUAUCCAGUCCAGGAAAUACCCAAUUUCGAGCUCGCCCAUAUCUUUCUCCUGCCUCAACUUCCUUCACCAGAAGAAGAUUCACCAUUAAAGCAGCAGAUACUGAUACCAAUGAAGAAGUUAAAGCUCAGGCACCAGAUAAGGCACCAUCUAAGGAGGGUUCUAGCUUCAACCAGCUUCUUGGAAUUAAAGGAGCUUCCCAAGAAACAAACAUAUGGAAGAUCCGUCUCCAGCUUACAAAGCCUGUGACAUGGCCUCCACUGAUUUGGGGAGUAGUUUGUGGAGCUGCCGCAUCUGGGAACUUCCAUUGGACUCCGGAAGAUGUGGCUAAAUCAAUUCUGUGCAUGAUUAUGUCUGGGCCUUGCCUGACUGGCUAUACGCAGACUUUGAAUGAUUGGUAUGACCGAGAGAUUGAUGCAAUUAAUGAACCUUAUCGUCCAAUUCCUUCAGGAGUAAUAUCUGAGAAUGAGGUCAUUAGUCAAAUUUGGUUGCUGUUUUUAGCUGGACUUGCUAUUGCCGGAGGAUUGGAUGUGUGGGCAGGGCAUACAUUUCCUACACUUUUUUACUUGGCUUUGGGUGGAUCUUUUAUCUCAUACAUUUACUCUGCACCUCCUCUAAAGCUUAAACAGAAUGGUUGGAUUGGAAAUUUUGCUCUUGGGUCAAGCUACAUCAGUCUUCCAUGGUGGGCUGGUCAAGCUUUGUUUGGCACUCUAACACCUGACAUAGUUGUCCUUACACUCCUGUAUAGCAUUGCUGGGCUUGGAAUCGCCAUUGUUAAUGACUUUAAGAGCAUUGAAGGUGACAGAGCGAUGGGAUUGCAGUCAAUUCCAGUAGCUUUUGGCAUUGAGGCUGCUAAAUGGAUUUGUGUUGGUGCCAUUGACAUUACUCAGCUAUCAGUUGCAGGUUACCUCCUGGGGGCUGGCAAGCCAUAUUAUGCCUUAGCUUUACUGGGACUUUUACUUCCACAAGUUUAUUUCCAGACCCAAUAUGUCUUAACAGACCCCAUCAAGUAUGAUGUCAAAUAUCAGGCAAGCGCGCAACCGUUUCUUAUUCUUGGUCUUCUAGUGACUGCAUUGGCAACCAGCCAUUAAGUACUCUCAUAUCUGUUGUGUCAUUCCUUGAAUGGGACAGAAACCUGAGCAAAAAUGGUGUUUCGACUAACGUAAUCAGUACUGGUUAUUGGGUAAACAGCCAUUUGUUUGUGUAUUGAAGCAGGAAGAAAGAUAUGGCUUUCAUGCCUUCUAUAAUUCUGUAUCCAUGAUUUUGUGCAAGUAGAAAACCGCUGAACCUUUGACUUAAAACAUCUUCUUUGUCUGAUGUUUUAGGUUGUGUAGUAGAGAUUAGAGUAGACCGCUGUUGUAUUCGUUGUAUUAUGUAUAAAUUUUUGUUUUAUUUUUC
Molecule: messenger RNA, 1545 nt
Organism: Beta vulgaris subsp. vulgaris (sugar beet)
Lineage: Eukaryota; Viridiplantae; Streptophyta; Magnoliopsida; Caryophyllales; Amaranthaceae
Product: chlorophyll synthase, chloroplastic
Exons: 15
Coding region: 114-1238 (374 amino acids)
Biological process (GO): chlorophyll biosynthetic process
Cellular component (GO): membrane
Molecular function (GO): chlorophyll synthetase activity
Source: RefSeq, a predicted model, not a curated record